AUGGCGCCGGGCGGUCUCUCCGCACAGCCCUGCUUCCUCAAGGACUGGGAGCUCCACGUCCACUUCAAGAUCCAUGGAGCCGGCAAGAAGAACCUGCACGGGGACGGCCUGGCUCUGUGGUACACGCAGGAGCGCCUGGUGCCAGGUCCUGUCUUUGGCAGCAAGGACAACUUUCACGGACUGGCUAUUUUCCUUGAUACGUAUCCCAACGAUGAAGCGACAGAGCGCAUGUUCCCCUAUAUCUCCGCGAUGGUGAACAAUGGCUCCCUGACAUACGACCACAGUAAGGACGGGCGCUGGACAGAGCUGGCGGGAUGCACCGCCGACCUUCGGAACCAGAACCAUGACACUUUCCUGGCAAUUCGGUACUCCCGAGGCCGCCUGACGGUGAUGACUGACGUGGAAGAUAAAAACGAAUGGAAGAACUGCAUUGACAUUGCAGGGGUGCAGCUGCCAACCGGCUAUUUCUUUGGUGCUUCUGCUGGCACUGGAGAUUUGUCUGACAAUCACGACAUUAUCUCAAUGAAGCUAUUCCAGCUCAUGGUGGAGCACCCUCUAGAAGAUGAGACUGUUGACUGGACUAAGAUUGAGCCUAGCGUCAGCCUCCUUAAAUCUCCCAAAGACAAUGUGGAUGACCCAACGGGGAAUUUCCGAAGUGGUCCUCUGACGGGCUGGAAGGUGUUCCUUCUGCUACUGUGCGCGCUGCUGGGCAUCAUUGUGUGCGCUGUGGUGGGAGCUGUGGUCUUCCAGAAACGCCAGGAGCGGAACAAGCGUUUCUACUAGAGAAGACAUGGGCCGUGGCCUGUGCCCAAACCCAUCUUUUCUAUGGGGAGCUGCAAAAACUGUGGUUUCUAAACGCUGUUUCUGGGAAAUAUCAGAAGUAUUUUCUUAUCUGUCUGUUUGGCUGUAACCCCUGCCUGGCAUCGGGCGCGUUGGACCGAGGGGGGUG
Messenger RNA from Balearica regulorum gibbericeps (East African grey crowned-crane), 949 nucleotides. The record is from RefSeq and is a predicted model, not a curated record. Lineage: Eukaryota; Metazoa; Chordata; Aves; Gruiformes; Gruidae.